This is a messenger RNA of Rhopilema esculentum, 6031 nucleotides long. RefSeq lists its product as uncharacterized. NCBI's taxonomy places the organism in Eukaryota, Metazoa, Cnidaria, Scyphozoa, Rhizostomeae, Rhizostomatidae. The record is from RefSeq and is a predicted model, not a curated record.
AAGAUUGAACUUGCUAUAAAUUUAGUCUCAGACAUCCAAUUAUGAACCGCUUCUUAAUCUUUGGUUAUUUUACUGGAAAUAGUUGAUAAAGCAAAGUUUAUUCUUGCCAAGCACCAUUGGUGCAAUCCAAACGUCGUUUGUGUUCUACCAGUCAAUAUAUGGUUUUGACAAUUUUGAGGGAUGACUCAUUUACAGUGUACGAAGAUUUGAAUGCCAAUUGCUGAUAAAGGAUGCCAAUCUGUGAGCAAGUUUUGAAGUCUUUAAACAUUGCUCAGCGUAAACAGAAGGAUUCCAUUCCUCCAGCUGCUCAACUGUGGGCCUUAUCUGCGUGCGGUUCGAUUCAAUUUCCAGAACAGUCUUCUCAAAACAAGCAAGCAUUGAGAACCUCGAAGGAAAGGACGGAGAAUAACGGAUUUUGAACCAAUUUCAAUGGAUUCUAUUAUCUGCUGAACUACAACAAAGAUCACAAAAUACAUCACCAUGUCCCUAUUAGGCUAUUUAAUCGCCUUACAUUUGAAAAGAGUUUUGAAUAUUUGAGAAAUAAAUUGUUUUGUGCUUUGGUAGUUUUAUGAGGAUACAAAUACACAAAACAUUGGCCGUAAAACUGCCGAUACUAACAGUGGAUCUUGGUUUCUCAACAGAGGUCUGGCAAGUGUUCGACAGAAUGUGCUGAGAUCUUGAGGCUGGCAUUGUCGUAACGGUUUAUUGAAUAUAUCCUGCUGUAAAACUUUGAGGUUUUUCUCAAAAGCAAUGGCCCUUUUUAUGAAUCGGUUUUUUUCAUGGCUAAUAUUCUGGACAGCUGUUCUCCGUGCUAAUGCUGGAGGACACACCCUAAGAUAACCAAAUGAUACACCAGCAUUACAUGCAAUAAAAUACUCCUUUCAAGCACCACAGAAUGCAAAGAAAUAUCCUGGAACUCUAAGAAUAACACUACCAGACAUAAAAACCGCAUUGAAAACUCAGCCUCUAUCAAUAGAGCAGUUCAAAUAUCAGACCACGUAAAUCUAUCACAAAUAACAGUCCAAGAUCGUAAUCGAUGGAAGGAAUGGAUUGACAUCAUAUGCUACACCUGUGAUAAGUAAAACAUUAUUUCAACGAAUCGAGAAGGCAAAGAAAUAGAAAAAGAUAAAGAAGAAGAAAAGAAAAAGAAGAAGAAUUCAAGUACAAUUGGUAGUUAAGAUAGACGCAUUUGCAAUAGGCCAAAACAAUUUUCGGCAGUCAAAUUAGUCUCUGUCAUCUUAUCAAAUUAACACGUUGUGAGCUCCAUUCACAAAAACCAAUCAGACUACAGAAGGGCCUAUCCACAAAAUAACCACUGGUAAACUGUAGAACAUCGACUAGGCUGUAGGUAUCAUGGUCGAGCAUUGCCCAUCUCUAAGAAAAAUGCAGGAUAGGCAUGGAGAAACGAUACAUGAAUGAAUGAACAAUUACGCAGAUACCAGGACACAUUUUAUAGAGGAUGUUCGUUUACGUUGACAAGAAGUCACGGCAUUGUUUACACACCAGUACUUCAUGUAAAUCGUUUUGGGUACGGUGGCGUGGCUUGUGAUUGGACCAUCAAUUCAUUUUCUGGUCAAAAUAUCAUACUGAAGAUCCCAAGAGUGAUUAAAAAGGCAGACUGUGACUGUUCAUGUUUCCAACUAUCAAUUACUGGUGAAGAUGGAUCUGUUAUAAAAAAGCUGUGUAGUAAAGACCUUCCAUUGACUCUUGACGCGGGCGACGGCAGCGUGAAGAUUUUUCUUACAGGCACUGGAGUAAGUCGACUUCGGAAAGGUCUUCUGUUUUCAUACAAUGUGACGCAAGCACGAAAUUAUAACACAGAAAGGGUAACCUUUGAUGCCAGAAAACGUAAUUUAGUAAACCCACAUAACUGGAUUCAAUUGGACGAUACCAAUGAUGAAAUUAUUCACCGCCUUAGAAGGGACUCAGAUUUGAAGCCAAUGACUGGGCAGUUUAGCAGCGUUGUUACUGUUACUGAACCGUUCACAGGUAACCUCGGUAACAAUUCAGUUAGCGACACCGGCAAAAAGAUCAAGGUUAACAAACUUCCGGUUAUUCUACCAGCAGUAUUAACAGUUGUGAUAUUCAUAGUUUGUGUAGCAUUGAUUGCCUAUAAAAGCUACAACGCGGAAGAUUUUCCUUACGAUGGGGACGUAGCAAAGGGCGGAGAGAAAAGGAGCCCAGAGAGGUUUUCCAUUACGAGGAGCGCUUUGGAUAUACAAAACAGUGAUGAACACGUUUCUUGCUGGCCUAAAAGAAGAAAUGGUAAAAAGCACGGCAGAAGCGAGGUUUAUGAUGUUAUGCUAAAAGAAUACAAAGCAGAGAAACGCAGGAAAGAUCCCCUCAGAAAAAGCUCUACCAUCCAGAUUGAAGGUGUCGGCGGGAAUGACCCACAGUCAAUUGCAAGAAAGCACCUUUUACUCAAUCGAAUGAGAGGUGGAUCAACGCCUGGAGCAGUGAGCACAUUGAUUAAAUUGAGUUCUACUGCUUUUAUUGCAUCAAGUAUGGUCAGGGAUGACAAACAAGAAACAAACGAAAAACAUGAGACGAUUGAAGAAGAAGAUUCGACUCCACUUAUAAAUAAUGAAGAACAAUCUAGCAAGAACCCUUCCCCUAAACAGCAAAUACGCGGAAAUGGCAAGCUACCUGAUGCAGAAUCUUCAGGGUCUGAAGAAGGGAGGCCUGGAAUACCGAAGAUUGAGCUUGCAUUGUCCAAUCCGCUACCAUUUAAGCAAGAAGACGAUACACAAUCGGAGCAGAAUAGUCCAGAGGGAGUCUCGCUGUCACCUGACUUUUCCACGGAUAGCAAAGAGAAGCGAAACAGCGGGCCAGUUUGGUUCAAAUACAAGCGACUAGAGAAACAGUCUUAUGUUGCCGAUGAUUCUGACGAAGAACUUGAUUAUGACUGUGCCCAACAUAUUCAUCGAAUUUUGUCUGCUUCACGUGAAAAUAUCGAAGAAGCUCGUAGGAUUCUACCCGAUGACGUCAAGGACAUAAUCCUGCCUAAAGAUUUGGAAACUGCUUUAGCUGAAUUUGAGCUCUGGCCUGACUCCUCUGUGUGAAUUCAACUAAAUGAUACCUUGUUUGUAAAAACACUAGUGAAUUACCUCGAAUGGUCUCCAAGAAGAGUCUCCUGUCGCACGUCGGUAUUUUUGAAAAAUGCUAAUAGAAUGAUGACUAGGUAGCCUCUCAAUGAGACGGAGUCUGAGUUCAAUGAGUUCAGUUUGAUGAUGUUCAGCUCUACCCUGUUCCUGAGCGGUAUCGUGGAGACGAACCUGCAUCUGGAAAUGAAUUUGAAGUUUCUGCUAAAGUUGUCUAGUCCAAGUAAUUAAUGAUGGAAUCAUCAAGCUAUUUCUUUAGUUUUUAUCAGUAGCUCGUUUUAUGAAGGUUGAAACGUUUUAUUUAAAAGUCUAGAGUAAAUUAAGACUUUCUAUGCUAUCACACAAUUAUCCUAACUGCUGCUUUACAAGUCGACACACUCAUUUUGUUAUUUGAAACUAUACUGUAAAAAAUAUUUGUUACUGCAUUUCUUAACAUAUAGAAAUCUGAAUUUCUGAAUUUACAAUAAUGCUUCAAGAAGUGUCAAAACUACUGAACAAUAUUUGAACCCAUAAGCGUACGGCGGAAUUUUUACAGGGGGGCGGUAGGAUUUUGCCUGAGUACAGAGGCAUGCAUAUAUUUAUGAGCCUGUUGGUGAUAAGGAGCUUGACAUAAGAAUAUUUAGAUUACGAGUUCUUUUUCACCGAAAUAUCUAAAGUAAAAAUAGUCAGUUGAGAGUAGAGCAAACCAAUCAGAAACAUGUUUUGGGGGACAUGCUAUCCUUAUCGAUUCUUCUAUAAUGUCUACUGUUCAGAUCUAAAAGUUUGAUCUAAGUACUCAUAGAUAAGGGCAGCAAUGUAUAAUAUUUUCCAAUAUUUUACUUAAUAUCACUUAAAAUACUAUUAUUAACUCUUGAAUUCGGCUACAAUCAAAAGAAAUGUGAGUCCCGACCCUUUCUAUGUCCAAAUGUAUCAAUCAUAGCAUUCAUGUCACUUUUCAAAACUUCGUUUGAAAAUUUUCUCUCGAUGCUAAGUAGUGCCAAAUUGCUCAGCCGUUCUUGGCCCAUGGUUGAUCUGAGAUAUGUUUCAGCCGUUGAAGGUUGAAGGCCACUGAAUGAUCGUUCAGCUAAGCAAUGUUGCUUCUACAGGAAUGGCAGUACUUGAUGCAAACCUUCUUGAAACAUCUUCUGGACAAGCAUUGCUGCAUUAUUACCAUAAGGUUCAGAAGCGCUUUGCUUCUUGUAAUUUUCAAAAACUAUCUUAUCAUUUUUAAGGCACUCUUGGUCGAUUUGAUAAUGCAACUAUAUUGACACGUAGCUUUCAGUCUUUGGGUUAUAUGAAGAUACCACGAAUGUUCAACCAAAUUGCCUAAAGUAAGUCCCAUCACUUUCCAGUGUCAUUUCUGCCCAACUAUUUGCGGAUAAUUUUUGAAAAUUUGCCCGACUGACAUGGUUUUUUGAAAAACUGGGGGAGGGGGCUGCCGCCCCCCCCCCAGCCCCCCCGGCCAGCACGCUUAUGUUAGCCAAGUGUAUAACGUGAAUGAGUCAUUGUUAAACAUUGCAAUUGUGCAGUGGCAACAGACACUUUUGAUGCAGCUUACGGUUGGUUUUAGGAUAAAUGAUUGGUGUCUAGAGGCCAUGGGACUAUAAACAUAUUCAAUAUUACUACAAAUGAUAAUUUUUCCCACAAUUAAGUUUUAUUGCUUUUAUUACUAUGUAAUUGCUCGCUAUUUCGUCAUACAUAUUUCGCAGUGACUUUGUCUGUCAAAUUUUUAAUGGAUAUAAUUUAUUUUUUAUUCAUAUUCAACUCUCGUUCUUAUGGGAAACUGAAUUGUAAUUAAAAUCGUCGCAAUGAAUAAUCUUUGAUGAGAUACCUUUUAAUGUUGCCUUGUUUUUACAGAAAUGUCAUUUUGAGGAUCUUGAGAUUUAAAGGAAUGUUCUUCCAAUGGUCUCGGUUUGUUCUUCCAACAGUGAAAAAAGACAGUACUUUACCAAUUAAUGCCUUUAAGGCAAAGGGGUACUGCCAAAUAAUGAGGUGACAAACGAAUUUGUGCUAAAGGGUUAGAAUAUUGUGCUCCUUGGAGAGCAAGGACUUAGGUAAUCAUCUUAUUUUAGUUGAAGUUAAAUCCGACUCUUCAAAAUUUAAAUUCGCACAAGCCUUAUAAGCAGUGGCAUGCUGAGGAUGAGAUCGCAGGGGGAAGGGGAGGUGGGGGGCAAAGGGGCACAUUUAGUUAUCUUCAAAAUCUUUCUUGGAGGUUUUGGAAAUGUGCAGAAAAUAACAAGAGCUCGGAAGCACGCAGAUCUGUGUCUAUCUAUCUAGCAUACUGAAAGACCUUCAAAUGGGAGGAGAUGAGGUAGUCAAUUACUGAUAGAGAACUUUCAAAUAGAGUAUGUUAUUCUUUGUAAUGCCUAACAGUGUUGAGUUUCGUUGUAGUCCCCCUUGACCGCGCUAGUUUCUAGGUCCCUGUGAGCCGUCUUCGCUUCCCGCUUCGUGAAUCGGAAACUCUCUAUUAUCAAACUGCACAACAAUGAUAAUCAGGGACGCGGGGCCGUAAAUCCCGGGGGACGGGGGAACUAGACCCCCUAAAAAACUGGAGCAAAACGAUUUUUUUAGAAAUUAUCAGCAUUUUCCUUAAAAAAAGAAGUCCCUAGUAGCCGGGUUAGAACCAAACUACGUUUUUUCUGUGUUAUUGCAACAAACCUCAGACACUUUGUCAUGGUGUCAAGUGCAAGUUGACUUUUGCUGAUGGCUGUUUUUUUUGUAAGCAGAGUGGUUUUUAUCAUAUUUACAAGAUAAGAUUAUAUUUCAAUUAUUUGCUUUUAUUUAGUAAAUCACUUUCUGUAUCAUUACAAUGCAUUCAUUUUUGAUGUGUAAACAUGGUCUACUUAAAGCACUCAAAGUAAGGAAGACGCACAUUUCUUUUCAGAAAGUAAAUUUCUACCAAUCAAAACAGUCUGUCACUAAAGUUUAACCAUGACUCUUCCCCUCCACAA